AUGCGCUACCAGUCCCUUGUGGCAGCUCUGAGCUUACUAGGGUCAGCAGCCCUAGCAUUACAUGACCAGUUUCCGAUCAACACUGCUGGAGAAACUGGCGCUCGACCCUUGGAUGCCAUCAGCUCGAACCCUGACCAUCUAAACAGUAUCAGCUCCAACGAGCAAUGGAGUUUUGAUGAAUGUCCCUCCGAGAAUGCGACAGGGAACUUGAUCUUCAACACUGUCCAUUCAUUACUGCAGCACUGGCCAAAUACACGACAUCGUAAUGGUCACAAUAUAGUACCAGGAGUGAUUCCAAUCGGGACUUUACUCUAUCACGGCACUAAUGGCUCACUCAUGAUACCCAGUGAGCCUGAGUGGACCGCUACAGACCCGGAGCAUGCUAUUUUCUUUUCUCGUGGAAAUGAGAGUGGCUGGCUCUUCACACUGGCAGCAACGCGACCUCUCAAAGUAUUGUACUUCGAUGGAAACAGUGCCGCUAAGCUAUCCGAGGGUAUGAUGGAUGUGCAGGACAUAAUAUCCUGGGGAGAACCGCGACCCGAGCGAUUCUUCGAUGAAAGAGAGCGGAUUGAUGCUCUUUGUACAUGGGGAAAGGAGUUCGGAAUCGACGGUUUCGCAAGUGAAGUCAUGUUGUGUGAUUUCACAGCCGGCAUCGAGGUAGUGUCUUUCGUACACAUCACCUUACCAAGGGACGACCGGUCAUUCCCUCACUCUACUUCGCUCGAUCCCAACACCUUGAUUCGUACAUACGAGGUCUUGCACGUUGGCUUAUGGCACAAUCGCUACCCAGGAGAUUCUCGCAUCGUGCUGGACCUGACUGGUCUUAUCUCAUUGUAUGAUACUGCACUGGCACCAUCCCUCAUCUCGGUUCGCGCGGGUCUUGGACGGCCCAACCACCGGGUGCUCGGAAUAUCAUCAGAUGACAUAUCGCGGGUGAUGAGAAAGCUCAUCGAAGUUAUCACUCGACCACAACCAGCAGGCAGCGGGAUUGACUGGAAGACGCUUAUUCACGUCAUCGUCGAUCGAUACGCGGAUCGACUCGAGCUGACGCAGUAUCUCCUCAACGUUAGCUCAUCAGACCCACAAGAACUCCUUGAGCGAGCGAAGCUCGCGCAAACCCAGCUUCCGUGUUAUGCUCACGCCAUAUCUAUUACAUUCCAUCGUCAUCCCAAGGGCAGGCACUUUAGGCAUAUAUUCAUCGCAAUUACAAAGCUCAAACCCUUGAUGACGUCUUCAGAACUCCUGCUACUGAAAGCAGUUGAGGACACAACGAGGGAGAUCUGCCGUGUCACUACAAAAAUGUGGGCUGUAGGCGUCAUGAGCGGCCUCGACACUCUUUUCCCCAUCGAACUGAAUGGCGGGCUUAAUGUCGCUCAAAUAAUGGAUGACUGGAGACAAGAUAUCCAGAAGCUGAUGUCUUGGUUGGACUGGAGUGUAUGGAUCAAAUGUCGACCUGCCUGCGGUCCAGAGGAAAUGUGCUAUCUCUCUACUUGGCCCGUCAAUGCCCGAAGGCCGGGGGGUCCGCUUCUGUCUCCACGGAACUCACAAAGUCUCACGAAUUCCCCGGAAGAAUACGUUGCCGACCGAGUCGGACAACCUAGAUACCCUAAGGUGCCGGCAGAGGAUUGGGACUUGCCCCAACCGAGGUGCAUUAGGCGCCUCCAGCCAUACGGGUUUUGAUCAAGAUGUGCAUUCACAUUGUUUUAACAGUUGUAAGUUACGUACCUGGAUUAUGCUUUCUAGGGUUUGAUGAGGUUCUCGCACGUCCAUUGCAAUUGAUCUUAUUUGCUGCUGGAGUUCAGCGGAUUUGUUCUCAUCCAUGAUAUAUUGAUACAAGGACUCCCCUUCGGUCGGCGGCUCCAUGACAAUACAUUGUGAUUACAGUAGCAAGACUCCUUCGGUUGGUUGUAUACAACAAUACUUUACAGUAGUGGAGCGGUGUAUCCGCGACUGUGUGUCUGCGUGUCCAAAGCAAGGCAAAGU
Molecule: messenger RNA, 1983 nt
Organism: Suillus subalutaceus
Lineage: Eukaryota; Fungi; Basidiomycota; Agaricomycetes; Boletales; Suillaceae
Exons: 6
Coding region: 1-1680 (559 amino acids)
Source: RefSeq, a predicted model, not a curated record